CAGGGGGAGGCGGCAGGCCAGGUCACGUGAUUCGCGCCGAGCGCCGCGGACCAUCCCGAGUCGCCCGACUCGGAGCCCGGCGCCUGCUCCGCUGCGCCCGCCCGCGCGCCGUGCCCGCGGGCACAGGCCGGUUAGCGCGAGGCGGAGUCUGCGGCGAGAGACCCAGCAGCGGCACACACUUAAAUUACGUGCCCGGCGCGAGCAGGGAGCAGCAGCUCCGGCACAGAGGCACCGCAGCGCACCCGCCCCAGACACCUCUGCUGCUGCUCGCCAUGGGAUCCGCCGCCGAGCAGCCGGGCCGGGCCACGGGCCUCGUGUCCAGCCUGCUGAACGACACCCUCGAGUUCUACCGCUGGAGCUGGAGCAUCCGAGACAAACGUGUUGAUGACUGGUUCUUGAUGCAAUCUCCAUUUCCAACACUGACUAUAAGCACUCUUUACCUCCUCACUGUCUGGCUGGGUCCCAAGUGGAUGAGGAGAAGAGAACCCUUCCAAUUGCGCUUCUUAUUGAUUAGCUACAACUUUGGAAUGGUUCUACUUAACUUCUAUAUUUUCAAAGAGCUAUUUUUGGCAUCCAGAGCUCAAGGGUACAGCUAUAUCUGCCAGACAGUGGAUUAUUCAGAUAAUAUUUAUGAAGUCAGGAUAGCUGGUGCUUUAUGGUGGUACUUUGUCUCAAAAGGAAUUGAGUACUUGGACACAAUAUUUUUCAUCCUGAGGAAGAAAUUUAACCAAAUCAGUUUCCUUCAUGUCUAUCACCAUUUCACUAUGUUCACCUUGUGGUGGAUUGGUAUCAAGUGGGUUCCAGGAGGACAAGCUUUUUUUGGAGCCCAAAUGAAUUCUUUUAUUCAUGUUGUUAUGUACAUGUACUAUGGAUUAGCUGCCUGUGGCCCUAAAUUUCAGAAAUAUCUUUGGUGGAAACGAUACUUGACCAUAUUACAAUUGAUUCAGUUCCAUGUGACUCUUGGCCACACAGCCAUGUCUAUUUAUAUCGACUGUCCCUUCCCUAAAUGGAUGCACUGGGGUGUAAUGAUCUAUGCUAUCACCUUUAUUUUCUUGUUUGGUAACUUCUACUAUCGGACAUAUAAAAUGCCCAAGGAACCCAUUAAGAACGGCAAAAUAGUGAAUGGUGCUGUUGCUAAUGGUGUAAGCAAACCAGAAAACAAUCUAGUGGUGGAAAAUGGAAAAAAGCAGAAAAAGGGAAAAGCAAAAGGAGAGUAACUUAUCCAGGCCUUAACCAUUGCUGGCAGUGGGGAACUUCCAGUUUGGUUUAAAAAGAAAAAGGAAGAAAAAAAAAACAAAAAAAACGCUAUGUACCAAUUAACCCUUAGGUUACCGAAGAGCUAGAACACAGAUAUUUUCAUUAUUUAUGAAGAUUGUUUUAACAAAAAUACUUCAAGUUAAAUUUCUGUUGUAAGUAUGUAAUUAUCAAGCAUUUGAUGAUCUCUGUGUAAACUUUUAGACCGCUGGCGCUGGUGAAUGUAAGAAAGAAUUGCCGUAAAUAAUGUGUUUUAGCAGUCCAAAGGUUAAUAUUACCAAUGAUCCAAUGAAUUGUUGAAGCCCACGUUUCUACGUGGAAAAAGGUAGCUUUUGAUUAUUUCUGUUUCUGCCAGAAAUUUAUUAAAUUCCAAAUUAUGAUGAUGUAUGUUUUUAUCUGAAAAUACAACUUCUCUUAUUAUUAGUUAGGGAUAUCUCAAGACACAGUUAUGUUUAUAUGCUGAACAGAGUCUGUUGACUUAUCAGACUCUCCUUGUUUUGAUUUAGUGUCUACUACAAUUUUUCUUCUAUUGUGGAAAUAUACCUACCUCUUCAUCUGCUGAAAAGAACAUUUAACAUUAAAUAACUUUAAUUUCUGAAAUAUGGAGUCUUCUAAUAUAAAUGUCAGUUAAUGCUAAUUGGAGAAAGAAAUUGCUUUCCUGAAAGAAUAUAUUUUCACCUGUUUUGUAGAAUUAUCAUCUGUCUCUUUCAAUGCAAGCUUGGAAUGGUAUUUUGGAUGUGAUUAAGUGGGGGGGGGGAGGGACUUUAAAAAAUAUUUAUAUGAAACAAAGUACAUCUCAUAGCAUAAGAUAAUCCAUCUGAUGUAAGGUUAUUCUACCUUGUCCCCCAUGUGCAUUAAACCCAUGGUGCUAACUCUUGUAACGUUCAAAAUGAUUGUAUGGUGUUAUGGUGAGGGAGAACAUGCUGUAGAACAUAAUCCUUCUUUUGAAAAUGCUACGAGCAUUCGACGCCAGUCAUGUUUAAGCAGAACACAGGCACACUUCAUCAGGAGAGAGAAUCUGCAGUUAAAUUAUGUCUUUACAGCAAAUACAUUGUAGGUAUAUUCUAGAAAUGUUUACCCAUAAGUUGGUCUUGCAUCUUAGUAUUAUGAUGAUUCUAGACUACACAUCUGGUAUUGUUUGCAGGCCUCUGUCUAAUGCAAAUGAUAAAGUAGAUUGGCUGGCUUUUCUCCAAUAUUGCUGGCUCUUGUCAGUGUAAGUUACAGGCUUGCUGUGCCCAUCAUUUCUUAGUCAAAACAGUUAUAAGAAGACAAAGCCUUUUUAUCUAGCACUUCACAAAGAUUAAUCUUUCCGUCUGUGAGGAAAGCAUGGCACUAAUUAUUAUUCCUUUUCUGUUUAGAUGGAUACUGAGGCAUAGAGAAUUGUCACUUGUUCCUGCUCACAAUGAAUAUGAGGCAGAACUGGGACUAGAACAUAGGUCUCUUAACUCCUAGUUCUCUGUUUAGACCCCAAGAGCUGGCCUGCUGGUUCCCAGAUACAUUUCUGAGAUUUGUGGUUAAACAGGUUCAUCACUAGUCAGCUCUCUUUCACUGGGGAAAUGGUGCAACUUUUAAAGUAAAGAAUUCAUAAGAAGCUCUGUAUGUAGAAGUUAAAAUGUCCAACACAAUUUAAAAUUUUUAACUGUUAUCAAUCCACCCUAUAAUAAACAAUAGGCAAACAAAACCAACACCUCUUCUCUUACUAUGUUUCUGUCCUUCCACAUUUUACUGAAAACUCUGUCUGUAUCCAAAUACCAAGAUAGGAAUGCAAGGAAGAAAACUUAAGGACAUAGUCUGUAGUACUGGAAAUAGGGGUUAAAUUGGAAGUCAGUUCUUCAGUAGUAAGCCCUCUCCCUACCCUCAAGCAUAAUACAUGACAGGGUACUGGAUUGAUAGAGUAUAGAGGCUCUAUUGCACUGGAACUGGUCUAUGACCAUUAAUUAUCCUAUUGGCUUAGUCUUGAUGCUUUCCAAAAAACCUCUGAAUUUGUACAAAUGUAUAUUUCUGUGUAAUGAUAGUCAUAAUGCAUGUGGAAGGGGGAAAGGGUCAAGGUCUUUCUCAGACAAAUUUGCAUGUAUUCUCCCUACUUCUAGUAAACUAGCAUUUUGGCUUGGAUGUUUUUACUUCCUUUCUUUUUAAGCCAAAUUAAAUAAAGUGGUGCAUACAUGUAACAUCUUCUGGCUCCUAAAAACCUCUCAAGAAAUUUUCUGGUACAGGUUCAUUGAUCCCUCUGCCACAUCUUUGAAAUAAAAAUUUGAUCUUGCAUGUUGACCAGUAUUUGGGAGCCAAAUUCCCACUUACUGUAUGCAUCAAAAAUGCACAUAAGAAUGAAAACAGCUGAAGGCUAUGGCAGGAAGUUAGGCGAAUCUUAUAUGAGAAUUUUGGGUCUAUGACAUUGGAAUUUUGGGUCAGAUGGCGCUUGUAGAUGGGGAGCUUGCUGGUGGUAAAACUACAUUCUGGGUGAAUCGAGGUGCAGGCACAGCUGCUAUGUCACUUGGGCUCACAGGCAAAGCCAGUUAUAGAGCUCUUUCCUGGCACACUGCUAAAUGGAGAGGUUACAACACUGUCACUGAGGUAGCAUUGAGCCCACAGCAUCCAUAUUCUGCUACAGGGUUUUCCUUGAUGUCCGUAUGAUUUAGUCCUGCUUUGAGCCUGAGUAUGUGGUCUUUUAUUGGUGUAGCGUUCUGCAAUUUGACCAAUGGCAUAGCAUGGCUGUGAGUGGAAUACUUCUACUUUCUCUCCGUUCCUUCCUGUGUCUGAGAAGCCAGAGCUGCAGAACACAGCCAAAGUUGACAGCUUGCAGUUCCUUCUCUUUUCUCAGGUUUGAGGCAGUAAUGCACAUGUGUGCACUGCUAGAAACUCUCAAUCUUGCCCAUUCUGUGCCUUGCCUGAUUGUCCAUGGCACCUCAGAAUUUGGCUCCAGAUGUAGAGAAAGUAGUGUGCAUGUGAAAAUGUGUACAUAUAUACAAAAUUAAAACUAAAGUGCUGAAAAUUUGUAUAGUGAAUUAUUUUUUUGCUAUGCACUUUUUAUAUAAUCAUGACUCUAUUUAACCAUUUGGCACCUAAGACUUUUCCAUUGAAAGGGAUGCCUUCCCUAAGAAAUUUUGAAACCUUUGGACCAAUCAGCUGUCACACCACUUUACUUGUACCUGAUCCUACACACAUCUCCUCAACGCUGUUUCCCACAGUGAAACUUCAUCUCUUGAUAACUUAAUUUUUUUAAAGCAAACUAGGACUUCUCAAAUUGGGAGUACCUGUUAAGAACAUAUAGAAGUAACUUAUAAGUUUUAAAUAGGACCGUUGGAUGCUGCUAGGGAUUAACCACCAAAACCAAGCUGCUUCCAUUGAUUAUAGCUCUGAUGCCAGGCAUUUCAAAUGUGAAUGGCAUUUGUUGGUAAUUUUAGGCAUAGGGUGCUGGGAACCUCACAAUGCCACUUGUUCAAAUGUAAAAUAAAUAUUGAUGUCUCAAAUGCACAUUAAUUGGGGGAUCAUUGUCAUCCAUACGUACAGACACCACAUGUAAUGCAUGCUCUGAUAGCUGGCCAAUGACUCCAUUCAAUGGUAGAGAGCAUUUUAAGAAAACUAUACGGUUAAUGGAAUAAAGGAAAAGUCUCUUCCUCAGAAUAAGCUUCUAGUACAUCUGGCAGCCAUGUGCUCGAAGUUGGGAAUGGAUACGGGUUUACAGGCCCCAAUUCUGUAAAGAUUUCUGAACAUGCUUAGCUUUAUGCACCCUUUACCAACUUCAGUGGGAUUGCUCAUGGUGUGUAAAGUUAAACCAAGCAUUGCUCUGGUGCAAUAUCAAGGCCAUAACUUGUAAAUAAAAGCUUGUAAUUUGGCAUGUUGCGAUUUGGAUAGAAGGGAGAUUUAUUACUGGGUGUCUUGAAUCAGUUGCAGGCACAAGCAAUGAACAUCUAGAAGGGGUGAGAAGUAGCAAGUCAUCUCUGACUUCUAGUCACCCGGCUAUGUGGUGCCAGAAUUAAUGGGACAAAUUUUCUGCUAGUAUGAGCUGUUGAAAUUCCACUAAAGUCAAUGGAGUUGUGCCCAUUUACAUCAGCAGAGAAUUUGGUCCAAUUACUUCUUUUUCCAAAGAAUGAAAAAAUACUUUCUUCCUGUGUGUUUGUUUUAUUUGCCAAUAAUGCAUGUAAAUAGAGGUAAUCAGUGGUUAGGGAGGCUUCUUGUGCAUAGGAUGCUUUGCUUUUGUAAACAUUAAAAUAAAAUGUAUUUUUCAUGCUGUG
This is a messenger RNA of Chelonia mydas (Green sea turtle), 5486 nucleotides long. RefSeq names its product ELOVL fatty acid elongase 4 (gene ELOVL4). NCBI's taxonomy places the organism in Eukaryota, Metazoa, Chordata, Testudines, Cheloniidae. Gene Ontology annotation, cellular component: endoplasmic reticulum membrane; endoplasmic reticulum. The transcript has 6 exons. The record is from RefSeq and is a predicted model, not a curated record. Gene Ontology annotation, molecular function: fatty acid elongase activity. The coding region runs from base 273 to 1217 and encodes 314 amino acids. Gene Ontology annotation, biological process: fatty acid elongation, polyunsaturated fatty acid; very long-chain fatty acid biosynthetic process; sphingolipid biosynthetic process.